AUGCCGCGACAACGAGGAAAUAAAGUUCACAAAUCGAAACGUAAAGGUUGUGGUAUAGGUGGAGUCCACAAGCGCCUUUCGAUGAAACACAAGACGAAGGACUUGGACCAAAUAGUGAAUGCGAUUAACAACGGUGAGAUCACACCUGCUGGGAAGCCUUUGACCGCAUUAGAAAAAGACGAAGACAAGCCUGGGAUGGGUCAACAUUACUGCGGGGUGUGUGACAAAUACUUUUUGACUCGUGCCAUUUACUUGAAGCACUGCACACAAACGCCACACAAACUCAACGCAAAGCGAGUUCAAAGGGAGAAACCCUGGACCGUCAAAGACGCACAAGGGAGAGUCGACAAUGGGGUUAAACUUGGUAGAAAGCCAUGGGACAAUGAUUUAGGGUUACCACUCGAGAAGUUACAAGCUUCUGUUCUCAAGCCCACUGCUUAA
Entamoeba invadens IP1 is the source of this 441-nucleotide messenger RNA. RefSeq lists its product as hypothetical. Lineage: Eukaryota; Evosea; Mastigamoebida; Endamoebidae. Bases 1 to 441 code for a protein of 146 amino acids. The transcript has a single exon. The record is from RefSeq and is a predicted model, not a curated record.